AUGUGGCCCCUGUGGCUGCCUUGGGCCUGCUGGAGCGUGCGGUUUGGCAGAGUUAUGUCUCAAGGCCCUGCCCGCCGGCCGCGACCGCCUAAGGACCCCCUGCGGCAUUUGCGCACCCGAGAGAAGCGUGGUCCUUCCGGGGAGCGCGCGGGACCCAGCACAGUGUACUUGCAGGUGGUGGCGGCUGGAACGCGAGACGCGGGCUCGGCUCUUUAUGUCUUCUCGGAGUUUAAUCGGUAUCUUUUCAAUUGUGGGGAAGGUGUCCAAAGGAUCAUGCAGGAACAUAAACUGAAGGUUGCUCGCUUGGAUAAUAUCUUCCUAACUCGAAUGCACUGGUCCAAUGUUGGAGGUUUGUCUGGAAUGAUUCUUACUUUAAAGGAAACUGGGCUUCCGAAGUGUGUCCUUUCUGGACCACCGCAGUUGGAAAAAUACCUUGAAGCUAUCAAAGUAUUUUCUGGUCCAUUGAAAGGAAUAAACUUAGCUGUACGACUUCAUUCUGCUCCAGAAUAUAAAGAUGAUACAAUGACAGUUUUUCAGGUGCCUAUACAAAGUAAAAGAGUUUCAUGUGAUUACCAGCUAUCCUCGCAUUCUAGAAAGUCUCCUAACCGCUUUAGUCCAAAUCAGCCUACCAGCUUUGGAUCUUCUAAAAGUGAACAGCAACUUCCAGGUGAUGAUGAUUGGAAGAUGGAAGACAGAGACCCAUCUUUGGUUGUAGCUUUCAUCUGUAAGCUUCACAUGAAACAAGGAAGUUUUUUGGUGCUCAAAGCAAAAGAUUUGGGGCUUCCAGUAGGUACAUCUGCCAUUGCACCUAUAAUUGCUGCUGUCAAGGCUGGGAAAAGUGUCAAUUAUGAAGGAAGAGAGAUUUUGCCAGAGGAGGUUUGUAGUCCACCAGAUCCUGGCUCUGUUUUUAUUGUGGUGGAAUGCCCUGAUCAAGGAUUCAUAGACCCUAUCUGUGAAAAUGACACCUUCCGGAGGUAUCAAGAAGAAGAGUCUGAGACCCAUGUAGCUGUGGUUGUUCACAUGACUCCAGAAUCAGUAUUGCAGGAUAGCAGAUAUCAGCAGUGGAUGGAAAGGUUUGGCCCUCAGACACAGCACCUGAUCUUGAAUGAAAAUUGUACUUCUGUACACAAUCUUCGCAGCCUUAAGAUUCAAACUCAGCUCAACCUUAUUGACUCAGACAUAUUUCCCCAGCUUACCAGCUACAAUUGCAAGGAGGAUCUGGCUAAAUUCUCCUUGCCUGUAAUCCGUGGUGAGUGCCUCUUGAAAUACCAGCUAAGACCCAAACUACAAUGGCAGAGGUAUGCAUUUCUGGAAUCAUUCCAAGCUUUAAUCCGUUCCUCAACCGACGCCUGUGUCAGCCCCUUCGCCUGGGCCCGGGGCUUAUUAAAUAUCCUGUUGCAGAGAAACCAUGCUUUGACAUCAUUGGGAAAACCAUCCAGUCCGUUAUUACUAAUAGCACCUACUCAAGUCAUGACAUGGUUGCAGCAGUAUAAUGAUCAUUGUCAGGAGAUUUUAGGUGCUGUCAAUAUGAUCCCUGCUAAGUGCCUCCAGAAAGAAACUGAAAUCUCCAAACCCAUGAUUGCAAGAUUGGUUACUUCACUGCUAGAAAAAUAUGAUUUGGAAGAGUUUCAGACAUGUUUGGUUCAGCACUGUAAGAAUGCUUUUGGCUGUGCAUUCGUCCACAAAUCAGGCUGGAAAAUAGUCUACUCUGGUGAUACCAUGCCAUGUGAUGCUCUGGUCCAAUUGGGGAAAGGAGCUACUAUGCUUAUUCAUGAAGCUACUUUGGAAGAUGGUUUAGAGGAGGAAGCAAAAGAAAAGACACACAGCACUACGUCUCAGGCAAUUGGAGUUGGGGUAAAGAUGAAUGCCAAGUUUAUCAUGUUGAACCACUUUAGUCAGCGCUAUGCCAAAAUCCCCCUUUUCAGCCCAGACUUCAGUGAGAAAGUUGGAAUUGCAUUUGACCACAUGAAGGUCUGCUUUGGAGACUUCUCAACAGUUCCUAAGCUGAUCUCUCCUCUCAAAGCCCUGUUUGCUGAUGAGAUUGAAGAGAUGGUAGAGAGGAAAGAGAAACGGGAAUUGAGACAGUUCAGAAAAGCUGCUAUUAGUGCAGAUCGCUGUGGACAUGAUGAUGGGCAAGGAUCCAAGCAGACUCAUAAUGGAGAAGAAACUCAGAGGCCACAAAUAAAAAAGCUCAAAGUAAACUGAAGGCAUCUACCAUGGCCCUGGACAGAAGGUUUUAUUUCCUACUCUCGGAGAAGAGACAUUUCUGUUUACUUUCCUUUUCUUCAUGGGGAGUUCAUGAGGGCUGGUUAAGUGCAGUGGUACUCUGGUACUCUUUUGUACUCUAGGGAAAAAAAUCCUGUUAACUUUACCAGAGCUACUGGAAAGUUAAAGAGACUUUGAAGUAGAAUGUAAUCUCUUGGAAUAUGGUUUUUGUUUUGGUGUCCUAUUGUUAGCAUAAUGCCUUGCAAAUGAUAGUUAGGCUAUAAAUAUAUGUGGAUUUUAAUUUAAAGAAUUAAUAAGUUGAAAUAUAUACAAUUGAAGCACGAGUAGGUUUUUCUAAAAAUUGUCAGAGAUUUUUUUUUAAAGAAAAACUUGUUUUUGAAAAUAUUUUGAAAAAAUCACCAGGUGGUAGAACAAUAAAAAUGAUACCCCGCUCAGGUAGAACUAGUUUCUUCUCUCAAUAAUGCAAGGAGAGAGAAUCAGGGGGUCAUAAAUUUAAGUGUUAAAAAGGUUUUUAGCAGAUAUCUAACUAAUCUGACCAGUAAUCCUGUGUCUCUCAAUGAGGACAAUGCAUUACUUAAUUAGACAUCACAUUCCCCUUUUGAAUAGCUCCAAUUGUUAUGAACUUUUUCCUGAUAUCAAGCUUAUAUUUGCUUCUUUCAGUUUUUCCCAUUACUCCUGGUUUUUCCCUCUAGGGCCAAGCACACACUGAAGACCUGCCAAGUCAUCCAUGAACUAAUAAUGCUUGAAGUCCAGACAUUCAAACGAUUCUGAAUUAUUAUUAUAUAAUAUAGAUCUAUC
This is a messenger RNA of Gracilinanus agilis (Agile Gracile Mouse Opossum), 3024 nucleotides long. RefSeq names its product elaC ribonuclease Z 2 (gene ELAC2). Bases 1 to 2205 code for a protein of 734 amino acids. Gene Ontology annotation, biological process: mitochondrial tRNA 3'-end processing. The transcript is spliced from 22 exons. Lineage: Eukaryota; Metazoa; Chordata; Mammalia; Didelphimorphia; Didelphidae. The record is from RefSeq and is a predicted model, not a curated record. Gene Ontology annotation, cellular component: mitochondrion. Gene Ontology annotation, molecular function: 3'-tRNA processing endoribonuclease activity.